UUGAGAGUCACUGGCGUGUCUGAAGGCUGAUGCCUGCCUGCCUUUUUCCUGGAUCAAGCCCAUUUAAAUCAGACUGGUUCCGCUUGUGAGAGUCACCACGCAAGAUGUUUCCUUGACUAAGAUCGGUUCCAGGCACGGGAGCAGUGCCGGAGGCAGGCGCCUGCGGCUAAUCUUGCUUUCAGGAGAGCCAGCGAGGAGGAACAGUGCUCAUUAUUCCCUUAGAGUGAGCCUGAGCUCACCCGCGUUGUUUGUGCAAUGCACUGCAAUGAGCCUCACCCCUCCUUUACUACGCGGCGCUGGCUGGAGUACCUGCUGGUCUCCCAACGUCACGAGGCUUCGCUUAUAAAGCACAGGCAGUAGAUCUUCCCCCUGCUCUGUCUCUCCAAGAGGCGCAUCUUUGAGAAGCAAGCUCUACGCAGGCAGAAAGAUGUUUUAUUCAGGUAUUCUGACAGAGCCGAGUAGAAAAGAAGUGGAGAUAAGGGAAGCUGCAUCUCUCCGCCAGCAGAGGAGGAUGAAGCAGGCGGUUCAGUUUAUUCACAAGGAUUCUGCAGAUCUCCUUCCUCUGGAUGGGCUGAAGAAACUGGGGACUUCGAAAGAUACUCAACCACACAAUAUCCUGCAGAGACGCUUAAUGGAGACAAAUUUAUCAAAGCUGCGAAGCAGCCGGGGCAGCUGGUCUCCGAAGAGUGACAUCUCAGCACAGACCAAUAAGCUGAAUCAAACCAAACUGGGCAGCUCAAGGAAAGUGGAGGAUGAGGAGCUCAUAGUGGUGAGCUGCCAGUGCGCCGGGAAGGAGCUGAAGGCCGUGGUGGACACCGGCUCGCAGCACAACCUGAUGUCGUCCGCCUGCUUGGACAGGCUGGGGUUAAAGGAACACCUUGAAGCACUUCCCAGUGAGGAGGAGACAAUUUCAUUACCACACAACGAGAGGGUCAUCGGCCAAAUUGACCAUCUGGUCCUGACAGUGGGAGCGGUCCGCGUGGAGUGCGCUGCGCUCGUCGUGGAAGACAAUGAGAAAUCCUUCUCCUUUGGCCUGCAGACUCUGAAAUCCCUGAAGUGUGUCAUAAACAUGGAGAAGCACCAUCUUGUUCUGGGGAAGACGGACAGGGAAGAAAUCCCAUUCGUGGACAGCAUCGGCGCUGGGAUGGGAGAGCACACUUCGGAGGCAUAAAGAGAAACUGAAAUGCUGUCCCUACACAAGAGCUUGACAUCAAAGAAAUUCUGUGCAGCUGUUCGAGAUGAAACAGCAACGCACUGCUUUGAAAACAUUUAUACUAGGCUACGGCUUAAGUAUAGCUAAAUGAAAUCUGUUCAGUAGCCAGUAACUUAGAGAUAUUGUCAUGUUUAUCUAUGGGUUUUGAGAAACAAACGUGUGCUUAUUUUCUGGACUUUUCUAUAUAGUGUUCUCUUUAUUACGAACAGUUGGGAAAACCUUAUGAAUUUCUUCUGAUGAGAAAAAUAAUUUUUAUAGUGGCCUCAUAAGAGUAAUUGUAUUUAGCUGUGAUUAGAGGCUAUCAGAAUGAAAUUUUUAUUAAUGAUUUUUCCAGAAGCUAAGCAUUUAUAUGCACUUAAUUGAUAUUGCCACAUUAAAAUGGCCAUUACCAGGAAGUUACUCAGAGUAAAAUAACAACACUAA
Molecule: messenger RNA, 1636 nt
Organism: Oxyura jamaicensis (ruddy duck)
Lineage: Eukaryota; Metazoa; Chordata; Aves; Anseriformes; Anatidae
Gene: NRIP3
Product: nuclear receptor interacting protein 3
Exons: 7
Coding region: 428-1171 (247 amino acids)
Biological process (GO): proteolysis
Molecular function (GO): aspartic-type endopeptidase activity
Source: RefSeq, a predicted model, not a curated record